ACUGUCUGAUGUUGAUCCCAUGUGAGUUUUGGUUAUUAUUGUACUACUUUUUCCAACAAAAAUGAAUCAAAAACAUAACCAGCAUCUAUUAAAUGCUUCGUCUCCUCUCCCAGGCCUUCUGGAGGCCAAGUCUUUGUUAAACGACAUCAAGCAGGAAGAGAUGGUGCCCGUCGGUAAUGUUGGUAUUGGCUCAGAGAAGGCAAACGGCUUCCUGAGUCACUCCAGACCGAAGCGUAACGUGGACCCCAGGUGGUACAGAGGAAACCCAGACUUCCAGUCUUACUACCGCUACUACAGCAGCAUCGGACACACCGAGGGGCUCUAUGAGAUCGACAAGCUGCGGAUGCUCUACCAGCAGAUGAGGUACCUGGAGCAGACCUAUGGCCCCGAUGCCUCCUAUUUCCAGAGCAAACUGGGAGUGCCGAUGAUCAUGUGUGACCCAGCGACAGACAAGAAGUGCAAAGUGGCUGCUCCUCCUCCACCUCCGAUGAAAGGAGUCCCGAACCCCAAAGAGUUCUUAGCGACCCCUCCUCCUCUCCCUCCCGCUCCGGCCAUCUCCCAGGCUGACGUUCUCUUCCUGUGCAACAGGAAGGACCCCCUCUGUAAGCCCCACAUCGUCUACCUGCCCAGCGGCUCCGUGCCCGUGCUCUGCGACCCCCGCUACCACCCCCACUGCACCCCCCAGAAAGCUCCGGCUGCAUUUGCAGUGCCCCAACCUCCUCCACCUCCACCAAAGAAGUCCGCCCCACCUCCACCGCCACCUCCACCUCCAGCAGUCUACGUCAAGAAGUCUCUCCCGGCCCCCAUUCGCACCUUCAAGGGCAUGGAGUACGACUGCGACCCCUACUGGGACCCCGACUGCCUGAUUGACCGCCCACCCAGGCCCAUGAAGGGGAAGGUCAUGGUCCCCCCGCCGCCACCCCCUCCUGUGGAGGAGGAAAAGGAAGAGGAACCAGUGCAGCAGCCAGCUCCCAUUGCUCCCAUCAAGAAGAAAGUAAGCCUCCACCCGUACUACUACCCCAUGCCCUACAACCCCAUGGAUGAUCUGUACGACCCGUCCCGCUUCCAGUACCCCGAGCCCGCCGUUGCUGCCGACGAGCCUGCAGAGUCAGGCCACAGUCAGUAAAACAUCCAGGAUGUGUUGGAGGAACGUUUUUUUUUUACUUUAAAUGAAACAGACUUUGAUUGAAAUCAUCUAAGUUGAAUAUUUUUAAUAUCUUGUAAAUGUACCAUCAUGGAUUACAACCUGUACUAAAGCAUUGAAAAGUUGCAGCAUUUGUUUAAGACGACUGUUAAUAUAUAAAUGUAUUUACCAUCAUCACUGUCGGCGAGUAAAAAAAGCAGUUUUCAGUCAACACAAGCUUGUAAUGCAAAUGAUUUUUGACUAAUGAGAUAAUAAAAGUGUCACAAAACUA
This is a messenger RNA of Sebastes umbrosus (honeycomb rockfish), 1415 nucleotides long. Its product is annotated as formin-like protein 14. The transcript is spliced from 3 exons. The record is from RefSeq and is a predicted model, not a curated record. NCBI's taxonomy places the organism in Eukaryota, Metazoa, Chordata, Actinopteri, Perciformes, Sebastidae. Bases 62 to 1126 code for a protein of 354 amino acids.